GCUUUAUAUAUCUAUUAGGUUUGUGUUCAUUUGGUUUGGUUUCUGAAAUUUUCCUAGGUUAACUCGCGUACGUAAUCACGAUACUGUAGAUGGAGAGCAUAACGAAGUGGGACUUGGGAUCACUCCGAACUUAUUACUCCAUUGAACCUUGGGAGAAGUUUCAAGAAGAGGAGGUUCUAGACAUUAGCCUUGUUCCUCAACUUCAAGGGGAGUUAUGGAAGGCUCAAUCGAGAAUCAAAGAGCUCGAGGCCGAAAAGUAUGGAUCGUGUUUCAUAAGAAACCAAAGAUUUGAGAGAGAAAAAACUACUGAUCCAGCUGUUGACUACUUGAAGGAGAAGUUAAGCAAAGAGAGGGAAGAAAUGAAAAGAGCUAAAGCUGAGAAUUCUAGGUUAAAGAAGAAGAUUUUGAAUAUGGAAUCAUCAGUGAAUCGGUUGAGAAGAGAAAGAGAUACAAUGGAGAAAGUGUGCGAGGAACUGGUUACAAGGAUAGAUGAAUUGAAGGCGAAUGCAAGGAGGAUGUGGAACGAGACUGAGGAGGAGAGGGAAAUGUUGCAGAUGGCUGAGAUGUGGAGGGAGGACAGGGUUAGGGUUAAGUUCACGGAUGCCAAACUUGCCUUGCAAGAAAAAUACGAGGAGAUGGACUUGUAUGUAAAUGAGUUAGAGAAGUGUUUGGAGAUGGCGAAAGAAGUAGGAGGAAUUGAUGAGAUGAGGCUGAGGAGAGGUGAAGGUUUAAUAAAGAUUGCGAGAUCUUUGGAACCUAUAGAUGAUAAGAUUAGAUUCUGAGAGAUUUGAGUUUGUGUCUGAUGGAGAUAUUGUUCAUCAACACUAAUGCAAUGUGU
Camelina sativa (false flax) is the source of this 838-nucleotide messenger RNA. Lineage: Eukaryota; Viridiplantae; Streptophyta; Magnoliopsida; Brassicales; Brassicaceae. The record is from RefSeq and is a predicted model, not a curated record.